GAUUUUGUACUCAUACUCUCACUCCUCCACUCUACUCUACUCACUCAGUGAGUGUGUGACCACUUCUCUUCACUCUCACCUGUGAACUCACUCUUUCUCUCUCCUCCCCACAAACCCAAACCAACUAAGAUAGAGAUAUCUCAUUUUUUAGAGAGAGAAAAUUCAUCCAUUUUACUAAAGAUUCCCCUGUUUUUUCAGAAGCAUAACAGUUUCUCUAUUCUCCUUCAAUUCCUUCUUUUUUUAGGGUUUUUGUCAUUUGCAUUGUAAACCCAGAUCAAAGAUCAUAACUUUCUUUUAUUUUCUAAUUAUUACUAUUAUUUUAAGAUUCCCUUUUCAAUGUGAUUGCGAUGUAUGCUUAAAUCUCUGCCUUUUCACGCUUUUAUAAUCAGAGAUUCUCGUUUUUAUCUUACUUGUUAUUAUUCACUCAUUAUUACUCUUUUUUUUUUCGAAUCUCCCCUUUUUUAUUUUUAAUCUAAAGUUUGCAUUUUUACUCCAAAAUUAUGAAGAUUGAUGUUCUUAUAAUAUGCCUUCUCAAAUCUGGGUUUCUAAUUAAUUCUUCCCAUUUCUAUUUUAGCUGAUUAAUUCUAUUUUUCUGAAGAAUUUAUGUGAAAAAAUAGUAAAAAUGAGUGAUUUAUCAGCAAGAACUUCAUCAGCUUUAGCAAUUACUGAGAAAAAGCCGCAAAUUCAAAGGGCUGGUGGUUGUGUUGGGAUUUUUUUCCAGCUUUUUGAUUGGAAUCGGAGGUUUUCCAAGAACAAAUUCUUCCCCAAGAAGCUUCUUCCUCCAGUUCGUACGAAAGUUUCGAAGAAAUUCAAUGCGGAGGAGAAAUUGCCAGUGACUAAGCAUAAGCAUUUAUUGAUGGCUGAUGAGAGCAAUGCUGGUGGGUUUUCGAGUAAAUCGAAGAAAAAUGGGGGUUUAGAGAGUAAAAAGCAUGAAAUGAAAGCUCCUGGGUUGGUUGCUAGGUUAAUGGGAUUGGAAACAAUGCCUCGUCCGGUUGUAGAGCAUGAUAAGUAUAGCAAGGAUUUGACGAAGAGUGAAUGUGAUAAGGGUAAAGGAGAGAAAUUUGGUAGUGGGUUGGUUAAGGAGGAGUUGAGUUUAAGUCCGGAGAAGGGGAAUGUGAGACCUCAAAAGAUUCAGAAGACGGGGGGUUCUGAUAGGAAGCCGGUUACUAGGUUUGGGGCUGAGGCUUUGCAAAUUAGGAAUGUUUUGUCAAGGUCUAGGAAGAAUCAACAUCAUCAUCACCACCACCCGAAGCUUGCUUCCCCGGUGAAGAGUCCCAAAAUGGGGAGGAAUUCGUCUAGGUUGAUCGAUGUUGCUGCUAGGAUUUUGGAACCUGGGAUACAAGCAACGAACCGUGCUAGGUGUAGUCUUACUUAUUCUAACUCAGGAGUGCAGCAGCCGUGGAAGGAGGGGGCCAUGAAUGAGGUGAGAAGGGAGGUUGAUUUGGAAAAUGACAUGUUGAAUGCACAAGCUGCUUGUCAAAGUUGUGGGAACAUGUUGGAGCAGGAGGUGAAUUUGAGAUAUAAUGACGAAGACAAAUAUAGGGAUGUUGAUUUGCAAGGGUCUCAUUUUAGGGAGGUUUUCUUUGAUGGAUUGGAAGAAAGUCGGCCAAGACCGGCUGUAUAUUUGGAAAAUGAAAACGAUGUGGUUCUGUUGAAAACCAGGUACCAGUCUGAAAGUGUGACCGCCCAGCCAGUGGAUAAUAGAUCACCCUUUCAAAACGAAACGUUCAGGAAUGAGGUGCAUCAGUCACAGUGUCAUGAGCAGAUACCAGCAAGCAGGAUGUUUACCUCCCAGAAGGAUGCAUCUCCUUCUAUUAACACGAAGCAUAGGGCUCAGAGGCAUGGACAGUUGUUGCAUGGAGAUAGAGUUCCACCAAAGUCUAAAAUAGCAAACACACAGGGAAGAAGAGUUCCAUCAGCUGUCAAUCCGGUUAAUGGAACAAAGGAUUUUAUUGCCCUCAACAGAAAUGUGAGCAGGAGCCGUCUAAGAGCUCCCAGCAAACCUGAUAGCAGUAUCGAGACAGAAAGAAGAUUUUGUACAGGGAAGAAUGAAUCUCUAGCAACAGAAAGCAGUCCAGUUAGGAAAAGGAGGACUAUAAAUGUUAAUCGGCCAGCUGACAAUGCACAUGCUGCAAGUUCCAUACUCGAUAAACAAAGAAGUAAUAAGGUCAAUAUUGUAGCUCGAAAUGGGACAAGAAUCCAUUCUCCACCUGCAAAUCAAAUUGGUCUCAGAGGCAGGCCUUCUGGCCAAAGAGGUAAUAAAAAUACUGAUAUUGUUUCUUUCACCUUCAACUCCCCAGUAAAGUCAGCUACAGGGACAACUUCUGAUGAAAUGGGUGCCAAAAGAAGGGAUCUGAUUCACUCUUCCACUAACGAGAAUCUACAGCAUAAAUUGACAACGGAAGAAACCAGUGUGAGAAAACCAUCCCAAAACUAUUUGCAAAUGAAUGGAGAUGCUCUAGGUGCUUUAUUGGAGCAAAAGUUGAAGGAACUUUCUAACCAAGUAGAAAAUGAAGCAGCAACAGGAUUCAUGCCGUCUGCAAGAACCACUGCUUCAAUUCUUCAGGAACUAAUAUCUGCUUUGACAGCUGAGAGGCCAGUUUCAUGUGAGGAUGAAUCCCUUGGAACUGAUUCAAAAGAUUCACAGUGUUAUAGCGAAGUUACAGAUAGUGCUUCUCAGGCCUGUGAGGCCAAGUUGAGGAACAAAAGAUCUUCGGACGGAUUUUCUCGUGAAGUUGACCAUUUUAGCCCAGGAUGUGUUCUUGAUGCCUCAUUUUCAAAUGAUAGCUGCAUUUCAAGCAGCAUUGAUGAUAACUCAGUUAAACCGAUGGUCUGUUCUGACACUGAUCUGUUGGAUUCUGCAUCAUCAACGAACAAGCCUCGCUGCUGUGGUGUUAUGGUGGUGACUGAUCUUGUAAAUCAUGCCUCAUCAGUACUACAGAAUGUCAAUCGCAUUCAUUCUAAAUUAACCACAACCAAGCUUGACUACAUUCAGGAGAUUGUUUUAAAUGCUGAACUCUUAUUUGGCAAUGCUGCUGCACCUAGUUCAUCAAGAAUUCUAGAUUUUCUCAUAGGCCCAUUUCUAGAUGAGCUAGAAUCCCUUGUUGUUGCAGCAUGGAAAGACAGCAUCAUUCUCGGUAUUGAGGUGAGAAAAGAGGAUAACCCGUUACGGAGAUUUCUGUUUGACUGUCUUGUAGAGUGCCUCGAUGUAAAGUACACCCGGUAUUCUGAUUCUGGGUUCAGGACAUGGAGUAGGCUACCAAAGAGCAUCGAUGCAGAAGUUUUGAUUAAAACUUUCGAUGAAGAAGUUAGGAAGUGGAUUAGCUUUUCCGGGAACACAACAGACGGGAUAAUAGAGAGGGAAAUGAGUACUUCAUUGGGUAAAUGGACAGAUUUUGAUAUCGAAGCAUAUGAAAUGGGUGCCGAGAUCAGUCAAGAUAUUGUUCAGAUCUUGGUUGAUGAAAUUGUGACAGACCUUUGCAGGUCCAACUUACGCGUUUACUGAUUUUACUCCUAAUGCAGAACUUUCGCCGGUUAUGUAAUAAUCUGUAACUGAUAAUUACCAGUCCCCCCUGUUUAAAAUUUUUGUACAAAUGAAAGUGGUACAUUGGAGGGUUAUUGGGUAACUUAAUUCUCACAUAGGUAUUAUAAUGUUAAUCCUGAAGUAGUAGAUGUUAUUUUUUUUUUGGAAGGUUUAGUAAUUAAUGUACUUGGAAGGUUGUAAGCUUGUAACUCCUCUUGAUCAGUACCAUACUCGAAUAUUAAAAAUUCAAGAGCUAAAUAAACCUUAGCUUCUUAAUUUUCCGAAA
Molecule: messenger RNA, 3809 nt
Organism: Chenopodium quinoa (quinoa)
Lineage: Eukaryota; Viridiplantae; Streptophyta; Magnoliopsida; Caryophyllales; Amaranthaceae
Exons: 5
Coding region: 623-3505 (960 amino acids)
Source: RefSeq, a predicted model, not a curated record